GUGGACCUGCCCGGCACGGCCGUGCCCUCAGUGUCGGAGGAUGCUGCGGCCGCGAGCCGGGGCGGUGGCGGGGUCCGCGGUGAGGGUGCCGCGGCGGCCGGGGACGGAUUGGGCAGACCCUUGGGGCCCACCCCGAGCCAGAGCCGCUUCCAGGUGGACCUCGUUUCCGAGAACGCGGGGCGGACUGCGGCGGCUGGGGACGGACUGGGCAGACCCUUGGGGCCCACCCCGAGCCAGAGCCGCUUCCAGGUGGACCUCGUUUCCGAGAACGCGGGGCGGACUGCGGCGGCUGGGGCCGGGGCUGGGGGUAAGGAGACCCCAGCGGACGGGAAAGCUAGCGGCGAAAGCGGGCCAGGCAAGGGCAGCGAGGAAGCCAAGGGCCGCUUCCGCGUGAACUUCGUGGACCCGGCUGCCUCUUCAUCUGCUGACGAGAGCCUGUCGGAUGCGGCGGGGGUCGGAGGCGACGGGCCCAACGUGAGCUUCCAGAACGGCGGGGACACGGUGCUGAGCGAGGGCAGCAGCUUGCACUCGGGAGGCGGCGGCGGCAGUGGGCACCACCAGCACUACUACUAUGAUACCCACACCAACACUUACUACCUGCGCACCUUUGGCCACAACACCAUGGACGCCGUGCCCAGGAUCGAUCACUACCGGCACACCGCAGCGCAGCUGGGCGAGAAGCUACUCCGGCCCAGCCUGGCUGAGCUCCACGAUGAGCUGGAAAAGGAACAUUCCAUACUUAUGAUCGAUGAAAUCAAUGAUAUUCGAAUUAUUGGAGCCAUUACCGUGGUGAUCCUUUUAGGUAUCUCAGUGGCUGGAAUGGAGUGGGAAGCAAAAGCUCAGAUUGUUCUUUUGGUGAUUCUACUACUUGCUAUUGCUGAUUUCGUCAUAGGAACAUUUAUCCCAUUGGACAGCAAGAAGCCCAAAGGUUUCUUUGGUUAUAAGUCUGAAAUAUUUAAUGAGAACUUUGGACCGGAUUUUCGAGAGGAAGAGACUUUCUUUUCUGUAUUUGCCAUCUUUUUUCCUGCUGCAACUGGUAUUCUUGCUGGAGCAAAUAUCUCAGGUGAUCUUGCAGAUCCUCAGUCAGCCAUACCCAAAGGAACACUCUUAGCCAUUUUAAUUACUACGGUGGUUUACAUAGGAAUUGCAGUAUCUGUAGGUUCUUGUGUUGUUCGAGAUGCCACUGGGAAUGUUAAUGACACUAUUGUAACAGAGCUAACAAACUGUACUUCUGCAGCCUGCAAAUUAAACUUUGACUUUUCAUCUUGUGAAAGCAAUCCUUGUUACUAUGGCCUAAUGAACAAUUUCCAGGUAAUGAGCAUGGUGUCAGGAUUUGCACCAUUAAUUUCUGCUGGUAUCUUUUCAGCCACUCUUUCUUCUGCAUUAGCAUCCCUUGUGAGUGCUCCCAAAAUAUUUCAGAGGCCACAGUGUCUUGUUAUGACAGGUGCUCCAAACUCACGCCCAGCUUUACUUCAUCUUGUUCAUGAUUUCACAAAAAAUGUUGGUUUGAUGAUCUGUAGUCAUGUACAUAUGGGGCCUCGAAGACAAGCCAUGAAAGAGAUAUCCAUUGAUCAAGCCAGAUAUCAGCGGUGGCUUAUCAAAAACAAGAUGAAGGCUUUUUAUGCUCCAGUACAUGCAGAUGAUUUGAGAGAAGGUGCACAGUAUUUGAUGCAG
Molecule: messenger RNA, 1674 nt
Organism: Leptonychotes weddellii (Weddell seal)
Lineage: Eukaryota; Metazoa; Chordata; Mammalia; Carnivora; Phocidae
Source: RefSeq, a predicted model, not a curated record